UUUGUUUUCUCGUGGUCUCGAACUCGCGCGUUCUCAUCUCCCCCCGCACCCCCCCUCCCGACAAGCGGCGGGGUGGAGGAACGGCGGCGGUGGCAGCAGCGGCUGUAGCAUCGGACACCCUCCUGUCUACUCUCCGGCGAAUCGGUUCCUCUUCCCCCUCCCUCUCACUGUUUGUUGUGUGUUUGAUGUGUUAAAGCAGGAGCGAGAACGCGAGCAGCGCCAUGAGCAACACUACCGUCGUCCCCAGUACUGCGGGCCCGGGCCCCAGCGGCGGGCCUGGUGGCGGCGGCGGCGGUGGCGGAGGCGGCGGCACCGAGGUAAUCCAGGUGACUAAUGUCUCCCCGAGCGCUAGCUCUGAGCAGAUGCGGACCCUCUUCGGUUUCCUAGGCAAGAUCGACGAACUGCGCCUCUUCCCGCCAGAUGAUUCACCUUUGCCAGUCUCAUCCCGUGUCUGCUUUGUUAAGUUCCAUGACCCGGACUCAGCAGUUGUGGCACAGCAUCUGACAAACACUGUAUUCGUUGACAGAGCUUUGAUAGUCGUACCAUAUGCAGAAGUAUUUCAUGGUUCUAUCAAAGCAGCAGUAAAAAAAAUACUCUUGACGCAUGAAAAUUAACUGUUCUUUUCCCUGGUUCAGCCUGAACUAUAUACCAGGCCCUGCUGAAAAUACCACCCAACAGUUUUCUUCUGCAGCUUAUCCAGUUUCUCUUAAGUGCCCUGUACAUAUUUGAAGCAGCCGACACGAGUCGUUGUUCAUAAAACAGCUUUUGAAAGUUGAGAGCACACCCCUGGAGAACCGACUGUGCUUGCUUACGUUUGGUUCAUGACUUAAAAAUCGAGUACAGGAGUUAUUCCUGAUGAGACUAAGGCUUUGUCUCUGUUGGCACCAGCUAAUGCAGUGGCAGGUCUUCUGCCUGGUGGUGGACUCCUGCCUACCCCUAACCCACUUACCCAGAUUGGCGCUGUUCCAUUGGCUGCUUUGGGAGCUCCUACUCUUGAUCCUGCCCUUGCUGCACUUGGGCUUCCUGGAGCAAACUUGAACUCUCAGUCUCUUGCUGCAGAUCAGUUGCUGAAGCUUAUGAGUACUGUUGAUCCCAAGUUGAAUCAUGUAGCUGCUGGUCUUGUUUCACCAAGUCUGAAAUCAGAUACCUCUAGUAAAGAAAUAGAGGAAGCCAUGAAGAGAGUACGAGAAGCACAGUCCCUAAUUUCUGCUGCUAUAGAACCAGAUAAGAAAGAAGAAAAACGAAGGCACUCAAGGUCAAGAUCACGUUCUAGGAGGAGGAGGACUCCCUCAUCUUCUAGGCACAGGCGGUCAAGAAGCAGAUCAAGAAGGAGAUCACAUUCUAAGUCAAGGAGUAGGCGACGAUCCAAAAGUCCAAGACGGAGAAGAUCUCAUUCCAGAGAGAGAGGUAGAAGGUCAAGGAGCACAUCAAAAACCAGAGACAAAAAGAAAGAAGACAAAGAAAAGAAACGUUCCAAAACACCACCAAAAAGUUACAGCACAGCCAGACGUUCCAGAAGUGCAAGCAGAGAGAGGCGACGACGACGAAGUAGGAGUGGCACGAGAUCUCCUAAAAAGCCUAGGUCACCUAAAAGGAAAUUGUCUCGCUCACCGUCUCCUAGGAGACAUAAAAAGGAGAAAAAGAAAGAUAAAGACAAAGAAAGAAGCAGAGAUGAAAGAGAACGGUCAACAAGCAAGAAGAAGAAAAGUAAAGAUAAGGAAAAGGAUCGGGAAAGAAAAUCAGAGAGUGAUAAAGAUGUAAAACAGGUUACACGGGAUUACGAUGAAGAGGAGCAAGGGUAUGACAGCGAGAAAGAGAAGAAGGAGGAGAAGAAGCCGCCAGAGCCAGGUUCCCCUAAAACAAAAGAAUGCUCUGUGGAGAAGGGAACUGGUGAUUCACUAAGAGAAUCUAAGGUGAAUGGGGAUGAUCAUCAUGAGGAGGACAUGGAUAUGAGUGACUGAAUAUUGCCCCCAUGGGAGUCCAACUGUAUACAUGCAUCAGUGUCAUUCCUUUGUGUGAUUUCUUAAUGCUGUAUUUGUUCAUCUCAAACCUGGAUGUAUACAGCUCUUGAGUUAUAAAUGGUUAUAAAGCUCCUGAUCUUGAUAUUAGUUAUUUACAUCCAAAAGCUUUUAGAAAAUGAUACAUGAGUAACCAGGUCUUGACAUGGUGAAAUCUGAUUGAGUAACCAAGCAGUUUUACUAUUCUGGUGCUGCUUCAUAACAAAAAUGAAAAGCUGCAUGCAUCUACAGCAGGCAUGGAUUGUUUAUGUUGUAUGAUCUCCUUUAUUAAGUAAGUUCACUUAUAGUAUUUCUAGAAUUUGAUUCAUUGCCGUAAUAGAGCCAUGUAGGGAAUGCACUGAUUGCAUGUUAAUUGUGGCAGGAAUAUCCUAAAUGUCAUUAAAAUCCUCCAACAUGAUGGACCCACUUAUGGUCUUGUUUGUUGACAUGACAGAUUAACAUUCUUAUAGUUACAUCUGAAAAUGAACAUUUGAAAUAGAUAAUCCUUUAAGCCUUGUGGCUAAAUUUUUGUGGCUUUUGUUUAACUUUGAAAGGUUAUAUAUGCACUAACCUUUUUUGAUGGCUGAUUAGGCUUUAAUUACAGAAACAAGAUUUCAAAUGAAACUGUCUUUGGCAGUGAGUAAAUAGCGUAUUUUGAAGUAGAGUUGUAUACUUUUUCAUAAGGUGUUUGGGAAUUUUUUUUCCUGAAAUAAUUUAUUCCACAUCUACAUCAGUGAAAGCUUCUGCCUAUCCUGAGUCCAUCUGUAAAAGAAAGUUAUCUCUCGUCCUGAUUUUCAAUUUUCCACUCUUUUAUUAAUUUGUUUUAAUCUCAGUGUUGGAAAAGGGGUAGUGCAUUUUAAAUUGACCUUCAUAUGCUUUUAAAAUAAGACAAAUCUACUUGAUAAUGUACUUUUUAUUUGAUCUCAAGUUGUAUAAAACCAAUAAAUUUGUGUUACUGUUACUGCAGUAGUAAUCUUAUGCACACAGUGAUUCCAUGUUAAAUACAAAGUAGUUAGGCAACUGUUUUCUUAGUUACAGGAGUUUCAAGCUUCACUUUUGUGCAGUAUAAACAAAAGUAGGCUACAGUCUGUGCCAUGUUGAUGUACAGUUUCUGAAAUUGUUUUACAAGACUUUGAUAAUAAAACCCUUAAACUUAUGUUCAUGUUCCUGUAAAACUGUAUUUGUAUUUAUUUACACUAUUGAAUGUAUGACAUUUACCUCAUUCAUUUUACAAAUCAAGAUCUUUCCCCUUUCAAUCCACAUACUUAAGUAUAGUAAUAAGAUGAAAUCCAUCACUGUAGCAAUUAGUUGCCAUCAGAAUUGUCAAAGUUGGCUUUAUUUCUAUCUAAAGCAGUUUUAGUGUAAUUUUAUUUCACAUAUUCUGGGUAUAGGAAUUGGGUUGAGUAAAGCAGUGAACUUUAGGAUAAAUGAUCCCACCUAUACCUGGUAAAUUAAUAUUUUCAGUGAAAUAUAAAUAUUUGCCUUUUCUGGAAUAGUAAUAGAAACUGUCCAUGGUAUGUAUCUACUGUACAGUACUAAAUAGUAUAUUUAUUCAUUUAUGAAAUAUUCUUGAGUAGUGUUUGAGUGGCUGGCACUAUGGGGAAAAUGAGACUUGGAAUUGUAGGUUUUAUGCAAGUUUGAGUAUAAUUUUUUUUAACUUUUAAAAGUUGAAAUGCCAUAUAGAAAAGCAGCAUUGUUUUUACAGUUUGUAGUAACUUUUUAAAGAUUUUAUCAAAAGGAAUUUUGUCUAUAGUGAGUAAGAAGUUCUAGUAAUAGUCCUCUAUUAAUCAUUGCAUUUUUUUAAACACAAAAUUGAACACAAAUGACAUUUGUUUAAACUUUUGGAAACUUUUUUGGUAGAUAAAGGUUGAACCAUAUGACACUGCCAUUUUUUUAAGUGAAAAAACUAGUAAAAAUAUUGGCAGUUUCAUAUGGUUAAACCUACUAUUAAAACCUAUUCCCUCACUUGUAAUCGCUGCAUACAAAUAUACUAACUUUCCAAAAGCAGUUAAAUUUUUGGCUUUAAAAUGUCACCGACUUAAGAUGUUAACAUCGAAGGGAAUCCACCUUUAGGUUAUUUUUCAGUGAACAUUUUAUGCACAAAGGUAGGGUUGCACUGGGACACAAACCUUUAACACAUAAUCAGUUAAAAUCAAGUGAAUACUGCCUCCACACUUGAGUUUUGUUCUGUAUUUGGUAGUAAAAAUGAUUAAAAAAUAAAAGUGGUUUUGUUA
This is a messenger RNA of Zalophus californianus (California sea lion), 4231 nucleotides long. RefSeq names its product serine and arginine rich splicing factor 11 (gene SRSF11). Gene Ontology annotation, molecular function: RNA binding. The coding region runs from base 1077 to 1961 and encodes 294 amino acids. Gene Ontology annotation, cellular component: nucleoplasm. The transcript is spliced from 15 exons. The record is from RefSeq and is a predicted model, not a curated record. NCBI's taxonomy places the organism in Eukaryota, Metazoa, Chordata, Mammalia, Carnivora, Otariidae. Gene Ontology annotation, biological process: RNA splicing.